This is a messenger RNA of Triplophysa dalaica, 1490 nucleotides long. It is a transcript of the gene tmem19, whose product is annotated as transmembrane protein 19. The coding region runs from base 101 to 1165 and encodes 354 amino acids. Gene Ontology annotation, cellular component: membrane. Lineage: Eukaryota; Metazoa; Chordata; Actinopteri; Cypriniformes; Nemacheilidae. The transcript is spliced from 7 exons. The record is from RefSeq and is a predicted model, not a curated record.
UGUUGUAAAGCUGACCCGUAGAUGAAACUGUAGUGAGCUGGUUGCGUUAUUAUUAAAGUUCUAAACUGUUAAAGUGGCUGAAGCUAAGUAAACAUGGAAAAUGUGGGGGACAAGCAUUUUUGCGAAGAUCCUUUCAGAUUUGCAUCCAGGGAUAAUGCAUUUUGAGGAUGGAAUACUCAUUAAAGAUUACAUUCGGAUAAUGGCAUACAUGAUUGUUCUGUGUUUUACACUGGCCAUUUCACUGUCAUUCUGGAUUCUGUCCAUAACUGCAAGCACAUACUAUGGUACAUUGCAACCAGUUUCACCAUGGCGAUGGCUGUUUUCAGUGCUCAUCCCUCUUAUGAUCACCUUCCAAGCCUUUAAAAAGAAGAGUCUGGAUCAUAGUGGUGCUGUUGGAGCAAUGCUGGUCGGCUUCAUUCUGACUAUGGCCAACACCAGCUUUUUUGCAACUUUGUUAACAUUUUUUGUCACAUCCAGCAAACUGACAAAAUGGAAAGGGGAAAUUAAGAAACAAAUCGACCCUGAAUACAAAGAAGGAGGCCAAAGGAACUGGUUGCAAGUGUUGUGUAAUGGGGGAGUUCCCACAGAACUGGCUCUUCUCUAUAUGAUUGAGGCUGGUCCUGGGGAAAUACCUGUAGACUUUGGCAAACAAUAUUCUGCUUCAUGGAUGUGCUUAUCACUUUUGGGAGCCCUUGCUUGCAGCACAGGGGACACCUGGGCUUCAGAAGUGGGUCCUGUGCUUAGUAAGAGCAAACCCAAGCUCAUCACCACCUGGAAAGAUGUCCCAGCAGGUACAAAUGGAGGUGUGACGGCUGUUGGUCUACUGGCUAGUUUAUUGGGUGGAGCAGCAGCGGGUGGAGCAUAUUUCUUCACCCAGUUGUUGCUGGUUAAAGAGCUGAAUUUGGCAGUUCCGCAGUGGCCGAUUAUCUUGUAUGGAGCCAUAGCAGGUCUGCUUGGAUCAGUGCUGGACUCGUUCCUGGGUGCCACCAUGCAAUUUUCAGGAUACGAUGAAACCAUCAGGAAAGUUGUGAGUCAUGAGUCACCCGAUGUCAAGAGAAUAAGUGGGAAACCCAUUCUGGAUAACAAUGGAGUGAAUCUUUUCUCUUCCAUCCUCAUAGCUCUGUUCUUACCUGGGUUUGCUUGGGUAUUCUGGCCUAGGCAAUGAAUUGUGAGGUUUUAUUGUUUAAGAUUUAUUUCCAAAUUAUGCUUAAACAACCCAGUUUCUUUAUUUUUAGACAAAGUCUACAAGUUAAUCAUAAUAUGUGUUUCUAUGAGCUCAAGAUGAUGUAAAAAUGUAGUACUACAUUUCUCCAAUACAGACAUUAGAUGGCAAAUUGUAUUUGAGCAUAAUCAAGGUUCUACACUAAGGAUUGUUAUACUGACCCGGACAGCCAGUGAUCCAAAUGUUUCCUUGGCCUGCCAAAAUUUUCACUGACCUCUACCAUAAUAAAUACAUAAUUGUGAAAUUAAUAAAUAACAUUGUCUAGUAA